AUGAAGAACAUUUCUUUUCUCUCUCUGCUUCUCAUUUGCCUGGCUGGGCUGCAGCUGCACGCCAAUGCAUCCCAGGAGGCUCAGCUGAGAGCCUUCAUCGCGUCUAGGAAGAACACCGCCAGCAGUACCGACGCGUUUAAAGUGCCUAACAUAGCUGACAGGGUUUCCAGCAGCCUGAGUGCAGAGAUCUCUGUCUCUGACAAGGCUACCGACAAGAUCACGGCGUUGCCCGGGCAGCCCGAGGGCGUGGACUUCAACCAGUACGGCGGGUACGUGACAGUCGACGAGGAGAAUGGCCGCGCCCUCUUCUACUACCUCGUCGAAGCACCUUCAGGUGCUGCAGAAAAGCCACUCGUCCUGUGGCUCAACGGAGGGCCAGGAUGCUCGUCGCUAGGCUACGGUGCAAUGCAGGAACUCGGCCCAUUCCGCGUAUCCCAAGACAACAAAACACUCGUUAGGAACCUCAACGCCUGGAACAACGUCGCUAACGUGAUCUUCCUGGAGUCGCCCGCCGGCGUGGGAUUCUCAUACUCGAACACGUCUACUGACUAUGAUCUCAGCGGAGACGAGAGAACGGCUGAUGAUGCAUACGUUUUUCUGGUGAAAUGGCUCGAGAGGUUCCCGGAGUACAAGGACCGUGCCUUCUACAUCUCCGGGGAGAGCUUCGCCGGCCACUACGUGCCAGAGCUCGCCGCCACCAUCCUGCUCCACAACACUUACAACAACAGAACCAUUGUAAACCUACAGGGCAUCCUGGUUGGAAAUCCGUACCUUGAUGCGAAUAGGAAUAUUAUGGGGACGGUUGACUUCUUCUGGACCCACGCGGUGAUGUCGGACGAGGUCUACGUCAAUGUCACCAAGAACUGCAACUUCGACAGCGUGGAUGGUAGUACACUCUCAGAGGCAGCAUGCAACGGCGCAUUAGAACCAUUCGAAGCAGGCAAUAUUGAUGCCUAUAACAUAUAUGCUCCAGUUUGCCUUAUCGCGCCCAAUGGAACGUAUUACCCGAGCGGCUAUCUUCCUGGGUAUGAUCCAUGCAGUGAUUAUCCGACCAACGCCUACCUCAAUGAUCCGGCGGUGCAGAAUGCUUUCCACGCUAGAGCGACAGAGUGGCAAGGCUGCACGAACUUGAACUGGAAAGAUUCGCCAAUGUCCAUGCUUGCAACCGUCAAAUUUUUAAUCGAGAACAAGCUUCCGGUUUGGAUAUUCAGUGGUGAUUUCGAUUCUGUGUGCCCGCUUCCUGCGACGAGAUAUACGAUCCAAGAUCUUGCCCUCCCUGUCACCACUCCAUGGCGCCCAUGGACAGCAAAGGAGGAGGUCGGAGGAUAUGUUCAGCAGUAUGCCGGUGGGUUUACAUUUCUAUCUGUUAGAGGGGCUGGCCAUUUGGUUCCAUCCUUCCAGCCUGAGAGAGCCUUGACAAUGUUGAGCUAUUUCCUCCAAGGAGUGCUCCCACCUUACAUCGAACAGCAGUGA
Lolium rigidum is the source of this 1473-nucleotide messenger RNA. Its product is annotated as serine carboxypeptidase 1-like. Lineage: Eukaryota; Viridiplantae; Streptophyta; Magnoliopsida; Poales; Poaceae. The record is from RefSeq and is a predicted model, not a curated record. Gene Ontology annotation, molecular function: serine-type carboxypeptidase activity. Bases 1 to 1473 code for a protein of 490 amino acids. The transcript is spliced from 8 exons. Gene Ontology annotation, biological process: proteolysis. Gene Ontology annotation, cellular component: vacuole.